AUGUCCCUCUGCGGUUCUGGAACACAACGGCGCACAACGGCCGAGGAAGAGGCAGAUGGGCGGCAGAUUCUACAGAAUAUCCUCGAUAAAAAGUAUAAUGACUGGCCCAACGAAGCUGGAUUUGUCGGGCUGACCGAGCACCACGGGCCGGUGAAGCUGCGGGUCCACGGGACGAUCCCCUCGUAUGCUGCGGGCGCGCUGUACCGCACCGGACCCGGCAUGGGUGAAAUUGAGACGGCGGAGCGCGGCACUCAUCACGUAUCGCACUGGUUCGACGGCUUCGCGCACACGCACCGGUUCGACAUUGCGGCGGCGGAUCCCGACGGCGACGGCGCCACGGCAACGGUGACGUACUCGUCGCGUCGGCAGGGGCAGGAGUACAUUGACAAGAUUAGAAAGAAAGGUUGGCGCGCGGGCAUCACCUUUGCGCAGCGCAGCGACCCGUGCGUCGGGCUAUUUGCCAAGGUGGCGAGCCGCUUUGAGAAGGAGGUUAAUAACAACGUCGCGGUGCUACGCAACGUGCCCGGCCUGGACAAGGACAAGGUGCCGACGCCGGCGGCGGGCCAUUCCGUCGUCACGACGGGUAACAUUGCCAUAUCGACGGACAAGUCGGUCCUUCAGGUCCUCGACGAGGACACGCUCGAGGCGGUCGACAACGGCACGCAAGCGGAGCGCUUCCACCCAGACCUCAGGGGGGCGCUGUCCAUAUCGCACGCACAGCGCGACGAGGCGACGGGCGACUUGUUCAACGUGAACCUCGAGUUUGGCCGCGUCCCAAAGUACCGCUUCUUCCGCGUCAACGCCGCGUCGGGCACGACCGACAUCCUGGCGACCGUGGCGGCGAGGGACAUCUGCGCGGCGUACAUUCACAGCUUCUUCCUGACGGAGAACCACGUGGUGCUGUGCGUGCCGUCGUCGCACUUUGCGUGGUUCGGCGCCAAGAUCUUCUGGGAGGGCAACGUGCUCGACGCGAUCAAGCCGUUUCACAGGGCAGCGGCGACGCCGCCGUGCCAGUGGGUUGUCGUCGACCGGCGACGCGGCCGCCGCCGCGGCGUGGUGGCGCGGUUCGCUACGCCCGCAGGCUUCUUCUUCCACUCGAUCAAUGCGUUUGAGGAGACGGUUAAGGACAAGGAAGAGCAGGGCGCGACACGGACGUACCUCAACCUCGACUACAUUCACUAUGAGACGACGGCGCCGCUGUACGCCAUGUACUACGACGUGAUUCUGCGGCGCAACGGUGCCGCCGACGCGUUCUGGAGAGACCGGGCGACUGCCGAGGCGAUGAGGCCGCGGUUUGUUCGUCGGCGCUUCGCCCUCCCAGCGGACAGUGAGCCGCAGAUAUCCGCCGCCGCCGCUGCUGCUGCUGCCACGGCGCCCGAGGUGCUCUCGAUCCCGGCGCCGCACAUUGGCGAAUUGCCAACCAUUAACCCGGCGUUCGCGUGCAAGCCGUACCGCUACGUGUACAGCGUGCCGAGCCGCGGCCUCAGCACGGCGAUUGGCGAGUGUCUGGCCAAGACGGACCUGGUGACGCGCGACGCGCUCAUCUGGAGCGGACUAAAGGGCCACACGCCGGGCGAGGGCAUCUUUGUGGCGCGGCCGGGCGCGGUGGACGAGGACGACGGCGUGCUGCUGAGCGUGGUGCUGGACGGCGAGGGGAAAAGGUCGUAUCUGCUGUGUCUGGACGCGAGGACGAUGACGGAGACGGGCAGGGCCGAGGCGGAUUUUGCGAUUGCCAUGGGGCUCCAUGGGUUGCAUGCGCCAGCCGCCUUCAUUACGCUACUUUUGACCGAAGCGCUUAGCUUUCAGCUCCAUGUGAAGCUAGUAUAUAAUAAAUCCGACAAAAUGAAGCCCGUUAUUGCCAUCCCAGCGACGCUGGCGCUCAUCGUCUUCGCGGCGGCGAGGCGGUCGCUAACGCCAAUGGGUCUCGUGGCCGCGACUGCGACGGCGGCCGCGCACGCAUACCAUCCCUGGAAUAUGCCCUUUGCACUUUUGGUUGCCUUUUUCCUGGCGGGAACGCGCGUUACAAAGAUCAAAAAGGAUAUCAAGGCGAAGCUUACGCUCAGUGCAGCUGGUGCAUCUGGGGCCGAAGGUCCCAGAACACAUGUUCAAGUCUUUGCCAACUCGCUCGUCGCAUCCAUCUUUUCGAUUCUACACGCGCGUCAGCUCCGUCAACGCGCCGCCGCCUACGCCGACCCCUCCGCUGCGAACCCUUCCGGCUCCAUGUGCUACUCGUACGGGGGCGACCUGCUCGUCGUGGGCAUCAUCGCCAACUACGCGGCCGUGGCUGCCGACACGUUCAGCUCGGAGCUGGGGAUUUUGUCGUCGGCGCAGCCGCGGCUCAUCACGUCGCUGGGCCUGCGUCGGGUGCCGCCAGGCACCAACGGCGGCGUGACGCUGCUGGGCCUCGGCGCGGGCCUGCUUGGCGCGGUGCUCAUGGUGACGGUGGGCUUUGUGUUCCUGCCGGCGUGCACCGAGGCGACGGCGGCAACGCUCGGCGGCGGCGCGCCAUGGACGCUCGGGGAGCGCCGCACAUUCCUGGGGUUCCUGGUCGCCUGCGGCUUCGCGGGCACGGUGCUGGACAGCGUGCUCGGCGCGCUGCUGCAGCGCUCCGUGAAAGAUGUCCGGUCGGGCAAGAUUGUGGAAGGCGAAGGGGGCACGCGCACCAUGGUGCAUGCUACGACGGCGGGUGACAGAAAAACGCAUACGGAUGACAAGGAGACGGUGCCUUUGUCGCCGACCAAGGGUUUUCCGUCGCGGGUGGUGGAGAGCGGGCUGGAUCUCCUGGACAACAAUGACGUCAACUUUUUGAUGGCUGUGACGAUCAGCGUCGGUGCCAUGUAUUUGGCGAGCUGGCACUGGGGCAUCCGGGUGGAGGAUUUGAUUAAGCCCUGA
Beauveria bassiana ARSEF 2860 is the source of this 2892-nucleotide messenger RNA. RefSeq names its product torulene oxygenase. NCBI's taxonomy places the organism in Eukaryota, Fungi, Ascomycota, Sordariomycetes, Hypocreales, Cordycipitaceae. Gene Ontology annotation, biological process: carotene catabolic process. Gene Ontology annotation, cellular component: membrane. Gene Ontology annotation, molecular function: carotenoid dioxygenase activity. Bases 1 to 2892 code for a protein of 963 amino acids. The transcript is spliced from 5 exons. The record is from RefSeq and is a predicted model, not a curated record.